AUGGUAUUCAACAGCGCGUGGGUAGCCACUGUGGCCACCCUCUCGGCGGAGCUUUGCCAGUACAUCGCCUGCAACCCCCAGCGUCUACCCGCCGGCGAGGUCCUCCGCCUCCUCUGCUACGCGCCGCUGCACCUCGCCGGCCGCCUCGCCGCCGGCGUGUUCUCCUUCUUCUGCUUCCCCAUCGCCGCCCCUCCCUCCCCCUUCCUCCACCGGUGGCCCUCAUCUUCUUCCCCCUCCUCCUCCUCCUCUUCCUCCUCCUACUCCGGCGACGAGGACUUUCACUCUGAUUGA
Messenger RNA from Spirodela intermedia, 291 nucleotides. The record is from the annotation of a GenBank genome assembly. NCBI's taxonomy places the organism in Eukaryota, Viridiplantae, Streptophyta, Magnoliopsida, Alismatales, Araceae.